Molecule: messenger RNA, 1818 nt
Organism: Thamnophis sirtalis
Lineage: Eukaryota; Metazoa; Chordata; Lepidosauria; Squamata; Natricidae
Source: RefSeq, a predicted model, not a curated record
GGCGCCGACGAGCGCCAGGAGCCCCAGCGUCACGGCCAGGCCGGCGGGGAAGCAGCGGGGCGGACGGGCGGUAGUGGUGGCGGCAGAGCGGCGGCUCCUUCCGGCGCCCCUUCGCCACCCUCUUUGCUCGCCUUCUUGCCGCCCUCGCCGCCGCUACGUCCCGCUGGGGGCCCUUCGCCGCCACCGGAGCCCCCCCGGACUCGCUCCCGUUCUCGCUCCGGAUUCUUCAGCCUCCUCGCCAUGAACGGCGGCACCACCGCUACAGCCGCCGCCGCCGCCGCGCACUUCCAGCCGCCGCCGCCUGCCCCACCACAUCUCCAUGGGCCGAGCCUGCCCGAGUUAGGAGCCCGCAGCCAAGGCAGGGGCAGUCCCGCUGGACACGGGCACCCUCGAGCCCCGCCGGGUGCCCGGGCGCCCGCACCAGGUGGUAUUGGUGCUUCCUUCCAGUGCCAGCUGAUCCAUCAAGAUCACAUCUGUACUGAUGACAGUGACAAGAGCGAAGAUAGUCCAAGUCCCAAGAGACAGCGCCUUUCUCAUUCAGUCUUUGACUACGCAGCAGCAUCACCAGCCUCAUCACCACCAAUGCGACCAUGGGAGAUGACAUCAAAUAGGCAGCCUCCUUCAGCUCGACCAAGCCAACAUCACUUCUCAGGGGAACGAUGCAACACACCUGCGCGCAACAGAAGGAGCCCUCCUGUUAGACGCCAGAGAGCAAGAAGAGAUCGACUGUCUCGACAUAAUUCCAUUAGUCAAGAUGAAAACUACCAUCUUCCUUAUGGACAGCAACAAGCAAUAGAAGAACCACGAGCCUUUCACCCACCAAAUGUGUCUCCCCGUAUGUUGCACCCAGCUGCUCAUCCGCCACAGCAGAAUGCAGUCAUGGUUGACAUCCAUGAACAGAUUCACCAGGGCACAGUCCCUGUUUCAUAUACAGUGACAACAGUAGCCCCACAUGGGAUACCACUUUGCACAGGCCAGCACAUACCAGCUUGCAAUACGCAGCAGGUCCCAGGGUGUUCUGUGGUUUUCAGUGGGCAGCACCUUCCUGUCUGCAGUGUGCCUCCUCCAAUGCUUCAAGCUUGUUCUGUUCAACAUUUGCCAGUUCCAUAUGCAGCUUUCCCACCCCUCAUUUCUAGUGAUCCAUUUCUCUUACAUCCUCCACACCUCUCCCCACACCAUGCUCCACAUUUGCCACCUCCAGGCCAGUUUGUUCCUUUUCAGACACAGCAAUCGCGAUCGCCUCUCCAAAGGAUAGAAAAUGAAGUAGAGUUACUUGGAGAUCAUCUUCCUGUAGGAGGUUUUACCACCUAUCCACCUUCAGCCCAUCCACCAACAUUGCCUCCCUCAACUCCCCUUCAGUUCCUAGCGCAUGACCCUUUACAUCAAGAGAUGUCAUUUGGAGUACCUUAUCCACCCUUUAUGCCUCGAAGACUCACAGGGCGCAGUCGAUAUCGAUCUCAGCAACCAAUUCCGCCUCCCCCUUACCAUCCCAGCCUAUUGCCAUAUGUGCUAUCAAUGCUUCCUGUGCCACCUGCCGUUGGGCCAGCCUUCAGUUUUGAGCUGGAUGUAGAAGAUGGUGAAGUAGAAAACUAUGAGGCACUGCUGAACUUGGCAGAAAGACUGGGUGAGGCCAAACCAAGGGGAUUGACAAAAGCAGAUAUUGAACAACUUCCGUCUUAUAGGUUCAACCCAAAUAACCAUCAGUCAGAACAGACUUUGUGUGUAGUAUGCAUGUGUGACUUUGAGUCAAGGCAACUGCUUAGAGUUUUACCAUGUAACCAUGAGUUCCAUGCCAAGUGUGUCGACAAAUGGCUUAAG